GGUGACGUGUCAGUUUGUUUACCGUGUCGCGUUGCAGCUGCACACAGAAACAUGGCCGUAGAUAUAACUUUACUUUUUAAAGCCAGCGUUAAGACUGUCAAAACCAGGAACAAGGCUAUAGGAAUAGGCUUUGACUCCACGAAAGAUGAAAUUUUUAAGAAAAGCAGAACGAAAAGCGGCUUCUCGUCGAGAGCUAAAGAAGUGAUAACAAACAUCACCAAGCUUCGAGACUUUCUGCUACAGCACCGCAAAGAUUACGUGAGUUCUGGAAGUCUCAUCUCAUCAGAUCUUAACCGUAUGACGGACAGUGAGCGAGACCAGAUCGACCAGGAUGCUCAGAUCUUCAUGAGAACCUGUUCUGACGCCAUCAAGCAGCUACGCAGUGAAGUGGAGAAGCAGACGACAUCAGCCCAGGUUAAGGAGCACCGGGGUGCAGUGCUGGAUAUCAUUGAGAUGUAUCUGACAGGCGUAUGUAAGCUGUACUCUGAGCAGAGAGCCAUCAGAGUCAAAAGAUUGGUGGACAAGAAGAGACUAUCCAAAUUGACACCAGAGCACUCCAGAAAAGUGGAGAAGACUGUGGAAGUGGAACCUGCAGAGGAGAAAAUUAUUCAGGAGGAAACUGUUGAGAAGAAUGCGUCAGAAGUCCAGAACAACUCCAUCAAUCUGUGGGAGGAGGGCCGUGUGGAGGAUGAGCUCUCUCCUGAAGAGAUUCAGAUGUUUGAACAGGAAAACAAGCGGUUGGUCAGUGAAAUGAACAGCCUGGUGGAUGAAGUGAGGCAAAUCGAAGGGAAAGUGGUGGAGAUUUCACGGCUUCAGGAGAUCUUUGCUGAGAAAGUCUUACAACAAGAAAGCGAGAUUGAUAAUAUUCACGAGCUGGUUGUGGGUGCAACGGAGAAUGUCAAGGAUGGCAAUGAGGAUAUACGAGAGGCCAUCAAAAACAAUGCAGGCUUCAGAGUAUGGAUCCUCUUCUUCCUCGUCAUGUGCUCUUUCUCGCUCCUCUUUCUGGAUUGGUAUGACAGCUAACACAACUCACAAAGACCUGAACAAAAGGAAACUGAAACUGGGACGUAUCGUCUCUAAAAGACACGAUGACAACACUGCUACAGUCUCUGGACGCCUUGUUCUGUGUGAAUAUUGUCUUCAAAUGGAAACUACAUUUUGUUCGUCCCUGCACUGAUCUGUUAUUCUUCAGCGUUUUCAGAGGAGCUUUCAUCCAAGUGUGCUUCUGUAGACAAGCGUUAUAUGAAGCCCUGUAUCCAGUUUUGCCAUUUAUUCUGUGAAUGGACUUUUCUACCACUAGGAGAGUGACUGCAUCCAUUUGCAAAGUAAAGAGAGAAAAAGAGCAAAAUUAGUUUUAAAAACCCAUUGUCAAACAAAUCUCACCGUACCGCCAGAUUCUUGGGUCAUACU
Molecule: messenger RNA, 1410 nt
Organism: Nematolebias whitei (Rio pearlfish)
Lineage: Eukaryota; Metazoa; Chordata; Actinopteri; Cyprinodontiformes; Rivulidae
Gene: stx18
Product: syntaxin 18
Exons: 11
Coding region: 52-1023 (323 amino acids)
Biological process (GO): intracellular protein transport; retrograde vesicle-mediated transport, Golgi to endoplasmic reticulum
Cellular component (GO): SNARE complex; membrane; endoplasmic reticulum
Molecular function (GO): SNAP receptor activity
Source: RefSeq, a predicted model, not a curated record